Molecule: messenger RNA, 1226 nt
Organism: Desarmillaria tabescens
Lineage: Eukaryota; Fungi; Basidiomycota; Agaricomycetes; Agaricales; Physalacriaceae
Exons: 20
Coding region: 103-1071 (322 amino acids)
Source: RefSeq, a predicted model, not a curated record
GUAACUGUCAUCGGAGAAAGGCUUCUUCGAAGGUGAUCCCGGAGUGAUACAUGCCACAGGAUGUAUAUAUAGCGCCCUCUUCCGUUAAAAUUAGCGUAAUGAAUGUCGUCGAUUCUCCCUAUACCGAUAGCUGAUAUCCCCCCGUUGGGAACAACUCUUGGGGCGAUUUAUGUCGGAGCUACCAUAGGAGCCGUCUUCUAUGGGAUAACCAUUCUGCAGACCGUCAUCUACUACAAGCAAUAUCCUAAUGAUCCAUGGCUCUUUCGAUAUUCUAUCGCCUUAUUGUGGAUCCUCGAUACGCUUCACGUUGCGAUAAGCACUCAUGCCUUGUACUUCUAUCUUAUUGAUUCAUUCGGAAAUUAUUUUCCUCUGUUUGGGAUCAUUUGGAGUUUUCCAUUGCAACUCUUAGUAAAUAUGUUAAUUGUGGUUGGCGUGCAAGCCUUAUACGCCGUCAGAAUAUGGAAAUUUGGUCGUAAUUACCAUGUUGUCCUACCAUGGUUCAUUUUUCUUGCUGUCGCGGCUUCCCUUGCUACCGGAAUCUAUGUUAUUUAUGAUACAUACACCUUAUCAAGCUUUUUCCAAAUCUCGACCAUUAGCACAUCCAUUUACGUAGUCUUCUCUACACUCGCAGGAGCAGAUUUCAUCAUCGCUACCACAAUGUGCUAUUACUUGCGCAGGGGCGCGUCAAGAACCAACUUCUUCGAUACGACAAAGAUCAUUGUGGGAUUGAUGCGGCUUGUCGUGAUAUCUGGUCUGGCGACGAGUGCAUGUUCGCUUUUUGUUCUCAUCGCGUACAUAGCCUGGCCAAACAGUCUCAUUUUCAUCGCCGUUGAUUUUAUUCUACCGAAGCUCUAUAUAAACUCCUUGCUCGCAAUGCUCAAUGCACGCAAUGCGCAAAUGAAGCCAGGAACCCAGGGACGCCCUAUUGAUGGUUCGAAGAUCCUCAGGUUUGCUCCUCAGAUCUCCAGCAGCGCGCCAAGCGAUUCAUUAGAGACAAACAUCGAUAUAGCGCUUUCCGUAAUGGAAAGAAGUCGUUCGAAUGAUGGCACCGAGAAUAUGAUGUUCGCUUGAGAAGUUACCAAUUGACGAAGUGGGCGUAGGCUUUUCACAGUUGUAGUAUGUAGCUAACUUUUCCUUAUCGAGCCGCCAUUCUAUCUCGAGUCUGCGAGGGGUUAUAAUGUGAGAGCUGAGUCACUGAACCGCCGAAAGCGGAGAUAUGAAGACGA